This is a messenger RNA of Phytophthora nicotianae INRA-310, 969 nucleotides long. RefSeq lists its product as hypothetical. The coding region runs from base 1 to 969 and encodes 322 amino acids. The record is from RefSeq and is a predicted model, not a curated record. The transcript has 3 exons. Lineage: Eukaryota; Oomycota; Peronosporomycetes; Peronosporales; Peronosporaceae.
AUGGCCUCCAGCACCAGACCCUCCAGCAUUGCCAAGACCAAGGUAGCGGCAUCACCAUGCCCUAUGAUGCCGCGGUCGGUGGACGUGCAAGCGGCGAGGGGCUUGAAAGACACCACCUUCGAUGGCCUCAUGGACGCCACGUCGUCCGCGUCCGACGCCUUGGCGUGGUGCAUGUCGGUCCACUUGCUACCCACGUCCUUGUUGUGCCCGAAGUGUGCCAAGGACAUGAGAUUGGACGUGAAUAACGAGCGUCGGCGGUGCUCGCGAUCAUUGUGCCGCACAGAACGAAGCGUGCGCACGAGCUCCUUCUUUGCCAAGAGCAAGUUGCCCCUGCGAAAACUGGUCCGCCUGAUCUGCCACUGGGCAGCUCGGGCGGCGGUCACCAAAGCCGCCGAGAUUGUCGGUGUCAAUGAGCAGGCAGCCAUGCAGUGGUACACCUACUGCAGGGACGUCUGCUCUAAAGAGAUGCUUUCGAUUCCUGUGCAAAUAGGUGAGGAGGGACAUAUCGUUGAAAUAGACGAAACCUCUCUCAAAAAGAAGUCUAAAUACAACAGAGGCAAGCACUUCCCUGACUACUGGCUGUUUGGCGGAGUCGAUCACACCACCAAUCGGUGGUUUGGCAUUGUCACGUACGAAGACCGCACGAAACCGACACUGUCGGCCAUCAUGAAGAAGCACAUCAAACCAGGCACGUUGGUCAUGAGUGACCAGUUCACCUCGUACGUGUCGUGGGCUAACCACAGUGAAACCUACGUUGACCCCGUCUCAGGCGCUCACACGAACGGGGUGGAGGGUGCUUGGGAGAUCCGUAUCAAGCGUCACCUCAAGGCGAUGCGCGGAAUGAAGAAAUCUCUCCUGCCCAUGUACCUCGAUGAGUAUUUGUGGCGUACAUGGUUUGCGCCCCCGCAAGCUACUGUGACGGAAGUCCUGAGAGUUAUUGUCCGCGGCAUCGUCAAGUACUAUUACUAA